AUGAACAAACUCUGUUCCAAAGGUCGUGGAGCUAUAAGACGCAUCGAAACAAUCGAUCCACCUAAAGGUGAAGCCCCAAAAGCCAAAGAAGUUGAAAAAGGUAAAGAAGCUCAAAAACCCAAAGAAGGUGAAAAGCCUAAAGAAGGUGAAAAACCCAAAGAAGGUCAAAGUUCUAAAUCGGUAACGGUGAUGCAAGCUCCGAUGAUGGGCCAACCGAUGAUGUAUAAUGAACCUUACUAUCACCCACCCCAAGAUUAUGGAUAUCCUUCGAGAUCUAUUUACGAUAGCUAUGGUGGUGGUCCACCACAACCUAAUCAUCCUUCGAGACCCAUUUACGAUAGCUAUGAAUAUCCUUCUAAACCCAUUUACGAUAGCUAUGAUGGUGGUGGUCCACCACAACAUAAUCAUCCGUACUAUGGAAGAAGCGGAUUUGAUCAUUUUAGUGACGAGAAUCCAUUCAACUGCUUCAUUAUGUGA
This is a messenger RNA of Arabis nemorensis, 477 nucleotides long. The record is from the annotation of a GenBank genome assembly. Lineage: Eukaryota; Viridiplantae; Streptophyta; Magnoliopsida; Brassicales; Brassicaceae.